CCAGAAGCUUAAUACUGUAUUUUAUCAUUAGGUGGCUUUCCUGUUGCACCUGUGUGGGGAUUUUCAUUCCUGGGUAAAGGAUCGGAAAGAAACACAUCAAGCCUGGACACGAUUUUCUGGACAACUUAUUAUACUCUGCUGGGGAGGAAGAGGGUACUGGGGCACGUGGCUGGCCGCUGUCUGCAGGGAGCUCUGUGUGCUGGUUGUGCCGCAGGAGCAUUGCUGCUGGCUAAGAGCCACCAGGAGGAAGCGGAUUGUCCUACAACUUGCUGCCACGAUGCUGGCUGCUCGUCUCUCCAGACCACUGGCACGGCUCCCAGGAAAAACGCUAAGUGUCUGUGACAGAGAAAAUGGGUCAAGACACAUGCUGUUGUUUUACCCAGCCUCCUUCACCCCCGUCACCUGCCGGACUUAUGCCAGUCAGGCAGAUGCGGCUAGCGGCAAAGCUGUCCUGGUUACAGGCUGUGACUCCGGAUUUGGGUUCUCUUUGGCCAAACAUCUGCACUCAAAAGGUUUCCUUGUAUUUGCUGGCUGCUUGCUGAAGGACAAAGGUGAUGCUGGGGUCAAGGAGCUGGACAGCUUGAAGAGUGACCGACUGAGAACCAUCCAGCUCAAUGUCUGCAACAGCGAAGAGAUAGAGAAAGCAGUGGAGACGGUCCGCUCCGGCCUGAAGGACCCUGAGAAGGGCAUGUGGGGCCUGGUGAACAACGCAGGCAUCUCAACAUUCGGUGAGGUGGAGUUCACCAGCAUGGAGACGUAUAAGGAGGUGGCCGAAGUGAAUCUCUGGGGAACGGUGCGCACAACAAAAUCCUUCCUCCCGCUUCUCCGAAGAGCCAAAGGCCGAGUUGUUAACAUCAGCAGCAUGCUGGGUCGCAUGGCCAACCCCGCCCGCUCACCGUACUGCAUCACCAAGUUUGGGGUGGAGGCUUUCUCCGACUGCCUCCGCUAUGAGAUGCACCCUCUGGGGGUCAAGGUCAGCGUGGUGGAGCCCGGCAACUUCAUCGCCGCCACCAGUCUCUACAGCCCCGAGCGUAUCCAGGCCAUUGCCAAGAAGAUGUGGGAUGAGCUGCCGGAGAUCGUUCGCAAAGACUACGGCAAGAAGUACUUCGAUGAGAAGAUCGCCAAGAUGGAGACCUACUGCAACAGCGGUUCCACAGAUACGUCCUCCGUCAUCGACGCCGUCACGCACGCCCUGACUGCCGCCACGCCGUAUACCCGCUAUCACCCCAUGGACUAUUACUGGUGGCUGCGGAUGCAGAUCAUGACCCAUUUUCCAGGCGCCAUCUCUGACAAGAUCUAUAUCCACUGAAGAGCCAAAGAGAGGUCCCUGUGGCCUCUGCCAGGGAGCCUGGUGGGAGGGAAAAGGAUGGGGGGUGGGGGGUUUUCACACAGUUACGUUUUGAUUAACCCUUGUGGAUUAACCAUUGUCUUAGGAAGACGUAUUGUAGCGUUAACCUGACUUGUUCAACGCGGUGAAUGGUUUGGGCCUUCACAAAUGUGGGGGCACAGGUGGGCGGCCCUCAACCCCAGGGCCAACAUGGUGCUCCUAUCUAUCUCAAAUUGAUUUUAUACAGAGAUUUGUGGGGAAAUGUCUUUAUAUUAAAAAACAGAUUAUUAGAAUAGAAAUCCAAAAUUAUUUUUAAGCCGAAACAUCCAAAGUACUCAUCCCAUUUGCUCCUUAAGCAAGUCUCACGAGCAAAAAAGAACAGAUUUGUGCGUGAAAGAAUUUGCAGAUAAUGGAGGACACACAGAAUACCUCUCUCUCAUUGUGUUCAAGGGGUCCCAUCCGUGUGCUGGCUUUGCUGUGAAAGCUGGUCGCAUUUGGGACCCAAGAGUCCAGGAACCCUCUGAUCAUCAAGUCUGUGUCUUCUCUUGAGCCACUCACACCAGGUGCCAUUGGGUUUCUCUAUCUGUGGCUCUGUGUGACCGGUGGCCCCAUCCAGUGACUCUCAGCCGGCUGGGGGCGGGGAAUCUGGAGACUUCCAGCUGAGGCUUCAACACCCUCUUUGAAGACUCAGGUUAGAUCUGGGUGGAGCCGCUGUCUGGCUAAGAGGGCAGUUUGAUUUCACCUAGGACAGGCUUGGGGCUACAGGCAGUGGUGGUGCCAAGGCUGGGCAUGAGACACUUCCCCAGCAAUGGGUCUAGAUGCCUGCUUGUCUCGAGUGCUCACUCGGUGCUCCCAAAACACACACCCACUCCAUGGGACUUCAGGGUGGUCCUUUCUACUGUGAACUUCUUUUUCAUAAAGCAGAGACGCUACUAGACAGCCUGUACUGCCAAUUAAGGCAUCUUUGAAUUUAAAGGCUGCUUGUCUCUGAAGUUGCCCAGGGUCUGGGUGUUUGGCUCCAAACCAAAUACCAACGUGUUCCAGGUGGUGGCAAGCCUUUGGGCAGGGUGUUGCGUGCCAGCUUUACACAUCUUUAACAAUCAUUUGUGCCUCUUGUUGCAAAGUCUAGACCUGCCACGAGAGGGAGCCCUGCCUCCUCGAGUGUUUGACCACAUACUUGGCCACUGCCUGGGAACAAAGAGAAUCAAAGCCCCCUUGGAAACCGAUCCUACAGCUGUCUAGCCUGAACCUGGAGCCCAAAGCCAGGAAAAAGCAAAGGAACCUGGGCAGCUACCAAAGGGUGCAGGCAGUGCUGAGGCAAAGAGCCUCCCACAGAGAGCGAUUUCCCCUGCCUUUUGGGAAUUUGACCCCUGUGGAUUCAAAGCGGGAUGCCCUGUUCCAGCCCCUGUCUUCAGAGCAAGGCAGAUAGGGCCUGGGAGGGAAGGAAAGAGGGAGGCAGGGUCCCAGGGCCCACAGAGGGACUCCUGAUGACUUGCGGUUGCCUAACAACCGGGUGCUUUUGCACUGCAGAGCCUGCCUCCAGCUGGAGCCUUUCUGUGGCAUUUUCACGUCUUGGGAGAAUUUGUUUUCAUGCUUAAUAAAGAGAUUGGUUGUGACA
Molecule: messenger RNA, 2945 nt
Organism: Psammomys obesus (fat sand rat)
Lineage: Eukaryota; Metazoa; Chordata; Mammalia; Rodentia; Muridae
Gene: Bdh1
Product: 3-hydroxybutyrate dehydrogenase 1
Exons: 7
Coding region: 278-1309 (343 amino acids)
Molecular function (GO): oxidoreductase activity
Source: RefSeq, a predicted model, not a curated record